Molecule: messenger RNA, 1368 nt
Organism: Trichoplax adhaerens
Lineage: Eukaryota; Metazoa; Placozoa; Uniplacotomia; Trichoplacea; Trichoplacidae
Exons: 16
Coding region: 1-1368 (455 amino acids)
Molecular function (GO): monooxygenase activity; flavin adenine dinucleotide binding
Source: RefSeq, a predicted model, not a curated record
AUGAAAUUGAUUUUAUCUAUCCUAAUUUUAACGGUUAACUUACUGACUAUUUAUGCGAAAUUAAAUCAUUAUCAGUACUGCAUCAUUGGAAGUGGACCUGGAGGGCUACAAAUAGCCUACUAUCUGCAACAAGCUAAAAGAAAUUAUAUCAUAUUUGAAAGAAAUAAUCAGUCAGGUUCAUUUUUUAGCCUAUAUCCUCGUCAUCGCAGAUUAUUAUCUAUCAAUAAAAUACAAACAGGUAGCGAAAACUAUCAUUUUAACUUAAGACAUGACUGGAAUUCACUAUUAAGUCAUGAUGAUUCACUGCGGAUGUCUCGAUACUCUAAAGACUAUUAUCCACAUGCUGACGAUAUGGUCCGUUACUUAAAUAAUUUCGCAAACCGAUUGCAAUUAAAUAUCCAAUACAACACUAACAUAAUUCAAAUUUCGCGUGGUUUGCAUCGUGGCGUUGUGUUGUUUCUUUUAAGAGACCAAAAUAAAACUUUUCAUUUAUGCAAUGUGACUAUAAUAAGCACAGGUCUUUUCAAACCAAAUAAUUAUGAAGACGUAGUAGGUAUUCAAUAUACAGAGGGAUAUGAAUCAGUAUCGGUUAAUAGUUCCGAUUUUAUCGACAAGAAUGUUUUAAUCCUUGGCCAAGGCAUGUCAAGAAAUUCUGCCUUCGAGACUGCUCAAGCUAUAUCACAUACUGCUGGCCUACUCCAUCUUCAUGGAAGAAAUAGACUUCGAAUAGCUACAUCGACGCAUUAUAUAGGAGAUAUUAGAGCGGUUAAUUCUCGAGUUAUCGAUUCAUACCAACUUAAAACCUUAGAUGGACUUGUAGCCUUUGUAAAUGCCGUUGCAGAGGGCGAUAUAAGAAAAUUUGGAUUUAUCAAAACUGAAGACGGAAAAAUUAGAAUAGGUCGAUUAAUGCGCGAAGGUCACAAAAUUAUAAUUGAUACAGGAGGUAUACGUACAAAAUAUCACCAUGUCAUUCGCUGCUUAGGUUUUCUGUUUGACAAUUCGAUAUUUAAGAAAGGAGCCAGGCCAAAAAUGAGGAAAAGUAAUUUGAGCCGUUAUCCUAAAAUUAGCUCAAGUUACGAAUCCGUAACGGUUCCUCAUAUGUUUUUCGCUGGGUCUUUAGUUCACUCUCUGGAUUAUCGACACUCUGGUGGAUGUUGUAUUCAAGGUUUUCGAUAUGCAGCUCGAGCUUUGCAUUACCUAUUGGAAUGGCGAUAUCACCGAAAUCCUUGGCCUUCAAUAUCUAUCAAGACUACACAUCUACUUAAUCAUGUGAUGACUCGUAUUAAUCAAGCCUCAGGGCUUUACCAAAUGUUUGCUAUUUUGACUGAUGUCAUUUUAAUAGGUAAAAUAAAUAACUAUGACAAAUAA